Neltuma alba is the source of this 741-nucleotide messenger RNA. RefSeq lists its product as uncharacterized. The transcript has a single exon. Bases 1 to 741 code for a protein of 246 amino acids. Gene Ontology annotation, cellular component: plasma membrane. NCBI's taxonomy places the organism in Eukaryota, Viridiplantae, Streptophyta, Magnoliopsida, Fabales, Fabaceae. The record is from RefSeq and is a predicted model, not a curated record.
AUGGAGUUUGGAAUCAAAUGUGGAAGGAGAGAAAGGAUUGAUGUUGCGAGCGAAGAAGACACAAGUGGGAAGAAGAAGAAGAGGUGGUGGAGAUAUGUUUUGGAAACUAUAGACCAAUGGCUUGUGUAUAAGGGCGAUUGGCUAGAAGAAAUGAGGGGGGAUCUGAGCAUGGUGGCUGCUGUCAUCUCAAACAUGACUUUUCAAGCGGCACUUAACCCUCCAGGAAACGUCACCCAACAAAAUGUAGGACCAGGCGAUCCCCCUUUUAACCUCACUUCUCCAGAAGACAGACCCCUCGGCUGUUUGCCGUACAGAGAUGAGUCUGGGCAUAACCUCUCUUCCGGACCAAUAUUGCCCGGGGAAGCCAUGCUUGCUUAUAGUAAUGAAGAAUACUUUCGCCCCUUCAUAAUGUACAAUACCAUAUGUUUUGUUGCAUCUCUUUGUGUUGCGUUCUUGCUUGUAAGUGGACUUCCUCUCAAACAUAGGUUUGUGAUGUGGAUGCUAUCUGCAGCCAUGGGUACCGCUCUCGCGUGCCUACUAAAUACUUAUUUAUUCGGCCUCUUCCUUAUCAUCCCGUACAAUGAUUAUACGGAUGAUGUGCCGAUCGUAGCCUCUUGGAUUUUUGCUGCUUUACACCUACUGGUUAUUCUAUACAGCAUAAUGAUAUUUGUUAUAUGGGUAGUGAAGAAAUUGAAGGCAAAGUCCACUAAGUCCAGUGACCACACUGCUAAUAAUGCUUGA